AUGGAAAUACAAGAAAUUACAAUUGCUCGACCAAUUCCCCAACAGCAAAUAUACUUUGACAACUUAAGUUCUAACUCUUCUGUUAUUACUCCUUCUUCAUUGUCUUUUGAAAUGAACAGACAAAUUUUAACAGAACAACAAAAGAUUCAUUUUGGCUGUCCUCCUCCUGACUCUAAUCCAAUUCCGUUUGGUUCAGUUGACUUUUCUAAUUUCCAUGUAGAUUUUACGUCACCAACUCAGAUUGAAUCAAAUGAUUUCUCUGAAGAAUUUUCAGAUGAUAACACAUUUAACUAUCGUCUCUAG
Molecule: messenger RNA, 303 nt
Organism: Entamoeba nuttalli P19
Lineage: Eukaryota; Evosea; Mastigamoebida; Endamoebidae
Exons: 1
Coding region: 1-303 (100 amino acids)
Source: RefSeq, a predicted model, not a curated record